This is a messenger RNA of Vicia faba (fava bean), 375 nucleotides long. The record is from the annotation of a GenBank genome assembly. Lineage: Eukaryota; Viridiplantae; Streptophyta; Magnoliopsida; Fabales; Fabaceae.
AUGCAAGAAGGAGCCAAGAUUCUAGCAUCUACUUUGAGGGAUAAGGCAAUGGAAGAGUCAUCAGAGACCCGGGCUCCAGAAGUUGUUGUGCGAGUAGAGAAAGCUGUAGAAGCUGUAAACUCAGGUUUUAUUCUAGUUCAUAUCACUGAUUAUGUUCUAGAUUCUUCCUACCCUCUAUUUGUAACCCAUAUACCAAACUCUUAUCAAUCACCUAUACAUUCUUCUAAACACACACCCUCACCAAAAUUUAACAUGUUUCAGCCUUUAGAGAUUGUCAUGUAUUCCCCUAAAUCAACCUCAACCUCAAGCUCUAAUUCUGAUGAAUCAGAUUUUAUACCUAUAAAAGUCACACCACUGCAAGCCAUACCUUUAUAA